This is a messenger RNA of Seminavis robusta, 1661 nucleotides long. The record is from the annotation of a GenBank genome assembly. Lineage: Eukaryota; Bacillariophyta; Bacillariophyceae; Naviculales; Naviculaceae.
GCGAGAACGAUCCUUUGGCCAAAUUUUCUUCCCCUCGUCGCUGCAUCCACUUCAAACGUUACAAUGGAUACGGCAAAGAAGCUGAUGCAAGAUCUACGCCAUGCAGGACAUGCCGAUGUCAAAAACCAAAAGAUCGAAGCACUGCUCGUCCUCUUUCAAGAGCAGCCACAGUUGAUAUCCGAAAAGUUCUACUACCAGUCCAACUACAUGACGGCUUUGCACGCAUUCAUCCUGAAAGAAGCCAGUCUGGGCACGAUCAAACGCCUAUGCAGCUUGGCACCCAACUUGCCGCAGCUCCUGGGCACGAGAAGUGAAGAAAUCAAGGAUCGAAGAAGAGGUGAAUGCCCUCUGAACGCAGCGUGUUCAGCUGCACCACGAGAAGAUUUGAUUGUCUUUCUGGCCGAGAAGCACCCAAAAACUCUGACACGAAAAGGUUUCAACGGGGAAAGUGCGAUUGAAAGCGUGAUGAAAUCAGGAGACAUUUCGCAGGAGACCCGUCGCAAGCUCCUGAAGCUGUCUCCUACAACAGGGUUCGACAUGAUCUUGAACAUGGUCCUCAGAGAUACCUUGUUCCCCACUGACUUUGUCGACCUCAUCAUUGAUCGCAAGAAGACUUGGUCAGUAGAAAUCGAAUCACACCUUUGCGCGGAUAAAGCCAGGAUCGUUUGCACAAAAUUGAUACCACGACUUCGUGUGCUGGACUUGCAUACGGAUUGGGAGAGUAACCAAACAUUCCUGGAUGUGACGAACGGAAUUCAGAAAGCCAACAAGGUAGUAGAGAUUCGCCAUUUCACUCUAGCUUCGUUGAGAGGCAUGGGCGAAGACGAGCAGCAAGAGACAAUUCAGGCAUUUCAGGCAGCCCUUGAAGGAAACACCAAGCUCACAUCGGUCAGUCUGCAGUUUGCCUUGGAUUCAUCCCUUGAGGUCAAGAUAGCCUGGUGCACUGCGAUCUUAUCGAGUCUUUCUACGAUGGCAGCUUUGAGAAACUUUUCAAUUGAGAGUAGAUCCUCUAUCUAUGCCUGGCGAGAGACAAAACCGGAUUUUCUAGAGGGGUCUACAGAUGGCUGCCUCAAGCUUGUCGAAAAACACCUUAAUCUCACGACGUUGUCCCCGUGGGAAGGCAAUGACAGAAGGAUCCGGUACUAUUCGAACCUCAAUCGUUAUGGCCGCUCCAAAGCGAGAAACGCGACUGCAAGCCAAAUGGCAGCUAUUCUCACUUCCUUCGAACUCUUUGGACGUUUUAGUUAUAUGGUUUGCUGUGAGGACGACGAGGCUCUCAGCAUUGUCUACGGGUUACUCCGAGAGACACCUGGAUCGUGGUCCAGGGGGGAAAUCCUACCGCCUUCUUUGUCCGAUUGGUCUCCUAAUCGGAAGAAGCGAAGAAAGCUUGGUUUGUGCGAGUCCAUGGCUUUGGUUUCGUAUUUUACCAAGCAUAACGAGCCCCCCUAUUGAUGCAACCGAUGCUUCCACAGUCCACCAUGAUGACUUUCAACGUGGGACAGCAGGUUCAUGAAAGGGGUGGUCAACCGUUGCCAGCAGCAAGAAUCAAAGGAAAUCAACGUCCACGGUUGCUAUCGGUUGAAUGGAUGUGGCUGCCGGCUGCUUAUUUCGUUGCUUCGCUAUAGUGGAAUGAAAUAAUCGUCCUUGUUUCUAUGACAAAU